AUGCGGUCUAGCGCGACAGCCGCGCAGUCCAAGGAAAGUUACUGGGGCAGGCUUGAGGGCGGACCCUGCUGCAGAGCUCUCUACCAGUUUGACGCUGAGAACGACACCGAGCUGGCCUUCGCGGAAGGCGACAUUAUUCAAUUGAUCAGGCAGGUAGACGAAAACUGGUAUGAAGGACGGUUGAACGGCAGAGAAGGCUUUUUCCCGGUGAACUACGUGGAGGUUAUUGUCGCUCUCCCCUAA
Dibothriocephalus latus is the source of this 243-nucleotide messenger RNA. Lineage: Eukaryota; Metazoa; Platyhelminthes; Cestoda; Diphyllobothriidea; Diphyllobothriidae. The record is from the annotation of a GenBank genome assembly.